This is a messenger RNA of Salpingoeca rosetta, 342 nucleotides long. RefSeq lists its product as uncharacterized. The transcript has 5 exons. The record is from RefSeq and is a predicted model, not a curated record. NCBI's taxonomy places the organism in Eukaryota, Choanoflagellata, Craspedida, Salpingoecidae. Bases 1 to 342 code for a protein of 113 amino acids.
AUGAGGCGGGGACGUUUAACUGGCAUUGGCAGUGCGCCACGGCUUGAUGGUGCGACGGGCCGCCUACUGAAACUCAUGGCAUACCUCGGCUGCUGCUGCAAACGUGACGCUGGUGUUGUCGUUGCCGCUGUUGGCGCUGCUGCCAAAGACGACGUUGAUCAUGUGACGACGACGGCCACCACCGUGUCCACCACCACGAUGGCCACAAUGACCACUACCAUGGCGCACACAGCAGUUGCAGAAGACGGCAGCACCACGCCCAAGCCAACGGUUCCACUAGCCACCAGCACACGCCACCACGAUAGGCAACAACCACAACAGCAACCACGCGCACGCAAAUGA